Messenger RNA from Fusarium pseudograminearum CS3096, 825 nucleotides. RefSeq lists its product as uncharacterized. The coding region runs from base 1 to 825 and encodes 274 amino acids. The transcript has 7 exons. The record is from RefSeq and is a predicted model, not a curated record. Lineage: Eukaryota; Fungi; Ascomycota; Sordariomycetes; Hypocreales; Nectriaceae.
AUGUCUUCACUCCAACCUAAUCUCUGGGCUGCAGAGUAUGUAACCUUUCCGGCUGCCACCAUCUUCCUUAUUCUGCGACUGGCUAGUCGAAGGAUCACUAGGAUACACCUUUGGUGGGAUGACUACUUUGCGAUACUCUGCUAUGUUACCGCAGUGGCCUGGGCCGUUAUGCUCCCAAUUUGGAUGCGACAUGGCUUUGGCCUACACGCGGAGGAUGUUCAAGGGAUGACUAUCGAAGAAGCAAACUACACUACGAAAAAAUAUCUCUUCAUCAUCGAACAUCUCUACGCAUUCACUCUCUUCUUCGCCAAGAUCUCCAUUUUGUCCUUUUACUGGCGCAUGUUCCGCGUCGCUAAUAUUCAGAUUGCAAUCUCGAUCCUAUUAACUUGCUCCAUUCUUUGGAUCAUUGUGCGCAUUCAGAAGCUUCAACUUCCUAUCCUUCAGAAAAUAGCAAUUAUCUUUUUGUUCUUAUUCGGUAUCUUGGUGUGCGUAGCUGGUCUCGCUAUCGUUACCGUAUCUACCCACUUCAACAACAAGUCACACGACAUGACAUAUCAACUGGCUCCCGUCAUAAUAUGGGCUUCAGUGGAGGUAAACCUGGUGACAAUAUCCACUUGUCUUCCGAUCAUUCGACCAGCCUGCCUAUAUAUGAUGACUUGCACGGACCCAACCACAACGUUCGAUUCCGGAUCCAGCGCGUACCGCCGAAACUAUCCCCGAAGCCAAACGAAGCACUCGAUACAUCUUUCAAAGAUACCCAAUGCUGAGUCGAGUUCUACACGUGUACUCACACAACUCGUGAUUAUUCAGGGACGUACGAUAUGA